GUUAUAAUGUAUCGUUGUCGCUGAGCAGCCUUGCGUUACAUGUACUGUGUGCGCUAAGGUACACUGCACUAAUAGCCGUCUUUCAUAACACAUGGAGAGUGCCCACAGAGGCACAAACAUCGCCUCAACACAUAUACUGACCACAUUCAGACAAUGUCACUCCUUACAGGCGAAAAACUUAAACACAUUGGUGAAAAACGUAAAGAUGGAGAGGGGGAAAUUGGACAAGUCAAGACAAGAAAAUUUGACACCCAAAACUUUGCAUUGGCCCCAUCUGAGCUUAAGACAAGGAUCUGCCCGGAACAAAAUCACAAAUUCACCAUUCAAACAAGAGACUUUUUUCUACCACCACUACAACAGAUAGGAGACAGUAUUAAAGACAUACAAGAGUUCUACUGCCCUGGAGGUAAAAUUAACGUUGUGCCUCAAAAGCUACCCCUCAAACUCAAAGGGAUUACUGAGAAACUUCAACCUUUGCUUCAAAAAGGAAAAUAUUCUGUCAUGUCACAAAACAGUUUGCUGAAACAAACUGCUGGCCCAACAGUUCAUCAAGGAACAGAUGGCUUUGUCUUCAUCGCACAAACAUUGUGCUUUCCCUUAAAUAUUGCGUGCAGUGAAUUACCAUCUGAUAUUCACUGCGAUAUUGUCCUGAUGUUACCUUCUCAACCAGCAUUUGUACUGACUUUAGUGGAUAAGGACACACCAGAAGCAAGGAAAUACAACGUCAGUGUUGCUAGAGGGAUGACAACCUCCCUCAAUAAGUUCAUUGAUGAUGACUUUUCAGCAGUGUUUGGUGUCGUGUGCAUGUCACAUCUAGACUCCCGAGACACAUUCCAGUCCCAUUUAAAGACACUUGUAGAAUCAUGUAGCAAGUUUGUUACGCUUGACUCCCUUUAUAUGUCAGAAAGGAAAUAUUUUAAACUCAUCACUUCCUUUUGGGCUGCGGUUGCAAAGAUAGAGCCUGGAGAUCAGUUUCCCGACACUGACGUGAUUAAUUUCUUGACAAGAGAACAGUGCACAGUGUUGGUAGAAAAUAUGAAUUGCAACUAUGUUUUUGUGUCAACUCUUCCAAAAAGUGGUGGGACUACUCUGAUGUUGGAAGUGACCAGAAGACUUCAGAAUUUUCUACCAACGCAUCUCAUUGUCAAAUCAGAGAACGACAUUUCCAAAUACAGAAAUCUAUGUGAGAGGGUUUCAACGACCUUGCAGCCUGAAUGUCCUGCAAAUAUGACACUGGAAUGGAACAGCAGCAUACGUAGGUGCGAGACAGCAGUUGUCACAGAAACAAUUCUGCCUUUCCACGAGGGCCAAGACCAAACCACGAAAAUCAUAUGGACCUUCUGUUCAGAGUUCAUCAGACCACGAAUUAUGGAUGACAUACUUGCCCUCUUUGAAUCACAUCGGCAUGUACUUCUUGUCGGAUCAGCAGGUGAGGGAAAGACAGUCAUAGGCAUUCUUCUUCUGGAACACUACAGAUCAAAAGGAAUACGAGUAGUACAUGCGACCAGUGCCGUGGAGAUGAAAAGCGCUAUUCAAAACUCUGAAGAAACGUUUGUCCUUUGUGAUGACGUGUUUGGGAGGUUCAGGUGCACAUUUACGUUAACACCCGAUUUGGAAAACAUGUUCAGUCGGCUUCAAACUAAGACUAACAUUAAAACGUUAUUCACUAGUAGAUGUGAUGUUUACGCAGACGCACUCUUGCGUUUAGGGAAGCUUCAGUCACAUUUUGCAGGUUCCAGGGAAGUGAAUCUCACCGAGAAAACUGUGACAAGUGAGAAGACUAAAAUGUUAGACAGAUACUUAGAAGCCACAAACAUGCAUAUUUCUGAUGUGGAAAAACACAGCAUAAUCUGGAAGCGAAAUAUUCAUGGAUUUGCACACUCAUGUCAGAUGUUCGUCACUUUAGGAAAGGAGAACACAAACGCCGAACAGUUCUUUGACAAUCCGUUGUAUUUUGCUGGAGAAAGAAUUCAACAUCUUUUGAAGAAUUCGAUCAUGAAGUGCCUCCUAUAUCUCUUAACAGCAUUCAAAGGCACACUUGAUUUGAAAGAUCCUACCAAUGAUUCAAAUGAAAAACAGCGGAUGGUAAUGGGUCGUGUCAGCUUCAGGGAAACAUCUAUGUCUGAGGUUUUCACCGCUGCCACAGAGGAACCAUACUUGUUUACAACGGAAGGUUGUGUAAAGUUUUCUCAUCCAUCUUUUCUUGAAGUAACGUCAAACAUCAUAGCAGAAUCUGACACUGAGUUCAUCAUAAAGUAUGGACCCCUUGAACUAUUUGAAAAGGCAAGAAAUAUGAGAGAACAAAAAUACAGCAUCAGUAUUUCUGAAGACAGUCAUUUCAUUAAACUAGCAGAACGGUUUUCACAGGAAAUAAAACUUGGUUUAUUUGAAAGCUGCUGCCCACAUCAACUGCUACGAAUUCAAAGCUUUGUUGAUCAAGUUAUGUGUCGACUCCCAACAUCCACAGAUCACUUAGCCAUCGAUAAACUAUUGUACUGGGCAUCUAGCAAUGGUUCAGAUGUGAUGAUGAAAGCGUUGUUCCAGAAGUACCCAAUGACACGGGAAAUGUAUCAUCAUGCAGUUGUGGGCUGCAGCAGAUGGGGCAAUCAUUCUGCACUGGAGUUCAUUGUUACCACUUUGAAACUGACUUCACGGGACAUUGGGGAAAUCACUGAAGAGGGGUUGUCAUGCUUAAUUAUAGCAGCCAAUCAGAAUCACAUUGAAGUGUGUAAAGUUCUGAUCAAACACCAAGUGGAUGUAUCCACCACAGAUCCACGCAUGGGGGCAAAUGCACUUCAUUGGGCUGCUGCAGCUGGUCACCUUGAGGUUGUGAAUCUGCUGUCAAACCACAUAUCAAUUGAACGUGAAAGCAAUGGGGGAGUUACACCUUUGUUUGUGGCUGCAGAAAAUGGGCACAUGAAAGUAUUUAAACUUUUGCUUGAGAAGGGUGCUGCUAUGAAUACACAAAUUAAAAGCAGAAUUGUGUCAUUAACAAAUCCCAGAAACGAAGGCCGUGCAUUGGUUAAGCAGCUUAAUGUAUCAGAUGAAGGUUUUACUCCUCUUCAUGUGGCAACUUAUGAAGGAAAUUAUGACAUUGUAAACCUUCUGAUAACUGAAGGGGCUGACGUCAACUUGAAGGCUGAAUUGGGACCUCCAGUAGCUUUUGCUGCAAAAGCAAAUGAAUUGUGUAUCUUUCGGCUGUUCCUUAAUGAUGUGAGAGUAGAUUCCAGUGACGUUAUCACUGCAGCAUAUGGAUAUGGCCGUACUGAAAUGCUGAAAGAGGUUGUUCUCCAUAAACGGUCAGAAACUAAUGCUAUUAUAAUAGCAACUUUGCAGGGAGAGCUGGAAACUGUGAAGCAAUUGCUUGAGGACAAUGAGAAAAGUUUAACCUCAAAUGUCGAAGGAUAUACACUUCUCCAUCUAGCAGCAACUUUAAACCAUGAAGACAUUGUGGACGAACUUCUUCAAAGAAGGAUCGAAGUGAACAAAUCUUCUGAAGGCGGAUUCACAGCCUUACAUGGGGCAUCUAUUACUGGCGCUUCUUCAGUCGUUGAAAAGCUGAUCAGUAGGGGGGCAGAUGUUGACCAGCUUGCGAAUGGUUUCAGUCCUCUUCACUUUGCGUCAAUGUAUGGACAGACAAAUGUAGCAAGGGUUUUGAUACAACAUCAAGCAGAUAUUCAGAUGAAAGGUUAUCAUCAGUGGAGCCCACUUCAUGUGGCAAGUAUCCACAACCAACCCGACAUUGUACAGCUUUUACUGAAACACAAUGCCGACAAAGAAGCUUUAUCAGAAGACCUCUCAACACCCCUUCUAUUUGCUUCAUAUCUGAACAAUAUGAAGAUAGUAGAUAUAUUGUUAGCUUGUGGAGCUGACUUAAAUCCAAGAGGCAUGUCAUAUCACCCUCUUCUAGGUGUUGCUCUACUGGGGCAUCCUGAGGCUGCGAAUAAUUUAUUUCAGAGAGGUGCAAGUGUAAAUCAUGUAAGUGCAGUUGGAGUAAGCGCCUUACACGGAGCUGCUUACAUGGGAGCAAUGGAUGUCCUAAAAUGUCUUCUUGAGAAUCAUGCAAAUCCAAACCUGAAACUCUUCGAAGGGAUAUCACCAAAGGAGAAAUCUAUCAUAACAAUGCAUGUGGAGAAAUGGUGCAAAAGCACACCUGGGAAGGAUAUCAAUUUGAGAAGAUAUGAUGGUGGUUCUGCGCUCCAUGUGGCUGUCGAUAUGGGUUACACCGACAUGGUGCGACUUUUGUUGAAAUCAGACGCUGAUCGCAAUCUCAGGAACUUGAACAAUGAAACUGCUGUGGAUAUUGCGAGAGAGAAGGAGUUCAGUGACAUUGUGAGACUCUUAGAAUCGUCCUAGACUAACUGUGACUGCCAUCAAAUGAAUAAUGGAUAAAGCAACAUUAAUACUGGCCACUUGAACAUAAAGCUGUCAUGAUGUUUGAUUUUAUGACUUGGUGUUAUGCCAAUUGUACUGUGGAGAAUAUUAUAAAUUCUUAUCCUGUAAAUGUAUAACUAUCUUUCUGUUUCCCAAAACGUUGUAAUUUUAAACUUCUCUUUCAAUUGUGGAACAUCAGGUCAUUUAAAGCAUUUCAAUGUGUAUAAAUGAUGUCACCACUGUAGAUAAUCAUAGGUACUUACGGCUGUGUACGUUGACACUAUUCAUGUCAAAAUACUUUUAAUCUUAUCAUAUGUAGUAGAUUUCUGUAAACGUGGUAUUAUGUUUGUAUGACACAACGUUUAUAUGUAUACGUCGUCGUAGUUUUCCUGCAUAUCAAAGAAUUAUUCAGAAAUGUUGAUAUGUAUGGCAGGUGAGUCACCUCCUCGCCAUCAAGAUUGAGUGAAGUGACAACGAAGUUUGCUUCUUGGGUAGUCAUAUUCGUACUCCUGGCACAAGAAAAUGAAACUAGAAAAGGUCAAAAAACUACCCUGUGUCAAACGCACAGUUUUCAACUUAAGUUACAUAAUGUAUGUUUGGGCACAUAUUUUAUAAAUGCGGGGAUGUGUACCUGCGUCUUCUGUAAAACCCAUAUCGACUCAUGAAAUUUGCACAGUUAAUGACAUCGGGUAUCUUGCCCGUUACAAACAGAUCACUGCCUUUGCACUUGUUGAGGAAUAUUUACACUACAUCCGAAAUAUCAACAACGAACGCGUUUCUAAUACAUUGUGUACAAGGUACUCUUUCUUGAAGUUAUGGGCGAACCACACGUGUAACAUAUAACUAAGAAAUUUAUUAAUGCUCCAUUCUUUCAGAUAAUAUUUUACUGGUGCUUGAGGCAUCCACCUUAGCACUAUCGUAACAUUAAGUAUGUUUGAAAUGUGUUUAAUGACUGUAGAAAACUGUAACAGAUCCUUAGACAAAAGAUCUGACAAACUUUUCAACCGUUUUGGUGUAAACGGAAUAUCAAAUGAGAGUUAGAGUGUUAAACGAAAGGUGUGUUUACUACAAGAUAUUCUAGUUAAUGAAGGUAAGGUUACAUUGUUUACAGGUGCGCGGGAUAACAACAUUAAACAGUAUAAUAGCAACAAGCGCAGAACAUUUUCAAGUUUGAUAAUUCUUUAACAACCUAUGUACAGCGGAUCGUGAGGCGUGAUGAACGAAGCUAUAUUAUCCAAAUUCAGAUGUGCCUCUUUACCCAUAUCAGUAAAGACUGGUCGGUAUGCAAAGCCUCCCCAACCAUGAGAAGAUAGACAACUCAAAGACCUUACAUUUUUGGAAGAUGAAACCUACUUUCUCAUUACCUGUGACUUUUAUUCUGUCAGCGUUGUAAUCUACUAGAAAAGGCAAAGGAAUUUAACCCUGAAUCAUGCAGCAAGAUCGUCAUUGAUAAUAAGGUGGUGUCUGCUUGGAGAUAAGAUGCAUGUGUUCUUAACACAAUGUUGGAGUUUUGAUUUGAUCAGUUAACUGGAUACUACAUAAUUAUUAUGGAUAUUCGUUAGUGAGUGAGUGAGUUGGGUUUAACACCGCUUUUAACAGCGUUCCAGUCAUAUCGCGGCGUGUCAGCUUAAUGUGAGAGGAAAGUCCGAAGUGAUGCAGGUCUCAGACGUUUA
Haliotis rufescens (red abalone) is the source of this 6047-nucleotide messenger RNA. RefSeq lists its product as uncharacterized. The record is from RefSeq and is a predicted model, not a curated record. NCBI's taxonomy places the organism in Eukaryota, Metazoa, Mollusca, Gastropoda, Lepetellida, Haliotidae. The transcript is spliced from 7 exons. Gene Ontology annotation, molecular function: protein binding. The coding region runs from base 154 to 4356 and encodes 1400 amino acids.